Molecule: messenger RNA, 268 nt
Organism: Funneliformis geosporum
Lineage: Eukaryota; Fungi; Glomeromycota; Glomeromycetes; Glomerales; Glomeraceae
Source: the annotation of a GenBank genome assembly
AUGUCUUCUAAUGGAGAAAUUAGUGAAAUAAUUGCUAAAUAUGCUCCGAUUUCAUUAGGAUCUGAUUUGUCAGAUUUUACAAAUAAUGAAAAAAUUGCCGUAGAAAAAUUGAUUGCAGCUGGAAGAAUCAUUAAUAGAAUUUAUCUUCGUCAAAAGUGGAAGGGAAAUGAAUCUUUAUUAGAACAGUUAUUAUCAGCAACUCCACGCGAUGAAAAUGCUAUAUUGUUUUUUAAUUUAAUGAAAGGACCGUGGGAUAGAGUUGAUGGAA